AUGGCCGAACAGCUCGACGUACCGGAGAGCUCCAAUGGCUCUAAUGGAGCGUCCCCGCGAUCAAGCACUGAUUCUCGUCCACCGUCAACCGGAGGCCGGACUCCUCGACUAUCCUCUCACGCCUCGAACCACCAACAUCGACAGAGCUUCAGCGAAUCUCUCCGCGCAGCACCUAGCUCCCCGCGUGCCCGACGCCAGCCUUCGCUCACACAGGCCGCUAUACAGAGCUUAAUCGACAAUCCCCCAGCUCCGCACAAUAUGAAUCCCGCCUUUGCUGGUCGAGAUUGGCGCGAAAUCUCAAUCGGCGAGCUGGUGACCGCGAAUGACCUGAGGUUCGUGGAGGUUGAUACUGGAAUCGAGGAUGCUACGAAUAUCCUUAUUGACUCUGAUGCUCCAGUGCUGUUGAUUCGCGAGACGCCCGAGCACAAGACAGCUGUUGGGACCUUUGAUUAUAGCGACCUCAACACGUACCUCCUACUUGCAGCUGGUUUGACCAGGCCCGAUGAAGGCUUACUUCCUGCUUAUGAGGAGCUUGCCCGCAAGGCUCGCGAGAACAUUCCGAUCCCGAUGAGAGACGUGAAGGAGCUGGGCAGAAAGGAACCGCUGACGACGCUCCCGGCGUCUGCCAGCUUGAUGACGGCAGUUGAAACAUUUGGGGGUGGGGUGCAUCGUGUGGUCGUGAUUGAUGAGCGACGAGACAACGAGGUCCUAGGCAUUGUCAGUCAAUUUAGGCUCGUCAAGUUUCUCUGGGAGAAUGGCCGGUGCUUUCCAGUGCUAGACCAACUGUACCCACAGUCGUUGCGAGAUCUGAAGAUUGGUUCUCACGCGGUCAUCUCAAUCAAUGGCGACAAGAUGCUCUCUGAAGCGCUGCAGCUGAUGCAUAGCGAAGGAAUAUCGUCAGUGGCCGUUGUCGACAAUCACUUCAACGUUGUUGGAAACAUAUCUACCACAGAUGUUAAGCUCCUCACGAGGUCAUCAUCACUCCCUCUUCUAAGCAAUACGUGCACACAUUUUAUCUCAGUCAUCCUCUCGACGCGCGGCCUUCAAGAGGGCAAGGACUCAUUCCCUGUGUUUCACGUAAACCCAGCUUCGACCCUAGCCCAUACAGUGGCUAAAGUAGUGGCUACCAGGUCGCACCGCUUAUGGGUUACCGAUCCCUAUUCACCGUCGUCAUCAGGGCCUCCUACCCCCUCUCACUCAAUGGUGCACAUUCCACUCCAAUCACCGCCUGAAUCUCUCAAUCCGCCCGUGGCCAAUGUGCAGCCGGUCGGCCAACCAACACAAGGGCCUUAUGUAAGCCCUGCACCUCUUACACCAUCGAUUCCAGCGUCUGCUCUACCGGGGGCUCGACUCUCCGGGCGUCUCGUGGGCGUGGUCAGUUUGACUGACGUCUUGAACUUACACGCGCGAGCUAGCGGGCUAAGCCCGGCGGAUCCAGCAGAGAGUCGCAGUCGGCGACGACGAAGUAGUAGCUCGAGUAUUAGUGUGCGGCGAAGCGGUGAGAUAGGGCGAGAACUAUUUAGCCGGUGA
This is a messenger RNA of Aspergillus mulundensis, 1530 nucleotides long. RefSeq lists its product as uncharacterized. The record is from RefSeq and is a predicted model, not a curated record. Gene Ontology annotation, molecular function: protein serine/threonine phosphatase inhibitor activity. The coding region runs from base 1 to 1530 and encodes 509 amino acids. Gene Ontology annotation, biological process: cellular response to glucose starvation; regulation of mitotic metaphase/anaphase transition. The transcript has 5 exons. Lineage: Eukaryota; Fungi; Ascomycota; Eurotiomycetes; Eurotiales; Aspergillaceae.